CCCCGCCUGAACUCUCGCGAGACGUGGUAACCCCCCAUGCCGCCGUCGCCUCCCAUCAUCUCGCUCGGCAGUUGCCAUGGAAACAGCGGUCCAUCCGUCAUGUCGUCCAAUCCCUCGGCUCUGCGGGCGCCGCUUCCCGCCAUUUCUCCCCCGCUGCCUCCCAACAGCUCCCCAUCCGUGCUAUCGCAGCUGUCCUCCCCCAUCUCGGGCCAGUCCCCGCCGCUCGCCGUUAAACAGACCGUCCCCGUGUCCGUUCUCGCCGUCCUGUCCGACUUGGAGCUGCACAGGAUCAGCACGAAGCUCACCACGACCAAGAACGCUCCUAUCCCCGUGAUCAUGGCGAGAAGGGACUUCAUAAUGGUCCUCAUCAGCUCUCUCUCCGGAUCGUAGAAGGGCAACAUGAUGAUGAUGGUUUUCCCGUGUUAGCGCCGAACCACUACACAAAGAUGUCAACCCGCAUACGUGAGGGGAAUGCGCUGCGCGCCACGCAUCAUAAUAAA
Branchiostoma belcheri (Belcher's lancelet) is the source of this 500-nucleotide messenger RNA. RefSeq lists its product as uncharacterized. Lineage: Eukaryota; Metazoa; Chordata; Leptocardii; Amphioxiformes; Branchiostomatidae. The record is from RefSeq and is a predicted model, not a curated record. The coding region runs from base 37 to 390 and encodes 117 amino acids. The transcript has 2 exons.